GCUUUUUCCUCCCUCAUUCAUCAGGAACACAAUUCCGAGAAAGUAUUGUAAUUUUCAAGUGCACUACAGAUCAUCCUCCUUUUUGAUUGUGUUGUAAAAGUGUUGAAGUGAUAGAUAGCCCCAGGGGUGUGUGUGUGUGUGUGUGUGUGUGUGUGUGUGUGUGUGUGUGUGUGUGUGUGUGUGUGCGUGCGCGCGCGUGUGUUUUUGUGUGUCUGUGAGUGACUGCAGUGAAGUGACGCCCUGCCUGCAUCCAGAUGUUUCAUGUUUCCCUCUCGCGCUCGUUGGAGAGGUCUGCUGCUCGCAGGGGGAAAUGGAAGCCUUGUCCAAGGUCCAUGUCAACUUAAAGGGUUAAAAUGACGAUGAGCAGCAUGCUUUUUGAGUAAAAACUUUGGAUUUUAGUCCCAAGCUUCCGAUUUUAUGUGUCUGGAGAAUGGAGAGCCGCAAACACAGGACGCUCGUGCUGCUGGAGAUACUUUGGGUGCUCGCGCUGUCUGUACAGGGUCAAGCUAGUCCAAACCAGGAAAAUGUGAUUGACCUACUUCUGACACUGAACAUGACACACCACAUAAACGGAGUCUCCAGGCUGCAGAGUCCUGGAGGUGUGGUGUACAGGAUACGUCCCAGAGCCCCUCACCUGACUCUUCCACGUGAAUACACUCAUAUAUUGCACUCAAGCAUUCAGAGAAGCAUGGGGGUGCAUUUGGUGGUGCAUCAGGCAUCAGGCUCCAGUGCUACUCUUUUUUCUCUUUCCACUGCGUCUUCACCCAUUCUCCAAAUCCUCUCAUCCACCCAAAAUAAGUCUCUGCAUCUGGAUUACCAGGCGGGAGAAGGUGCCAAAGGCUUAACCAGCUUUCACUUUCCUGGGAGAAACCCUUUCUCCAGGGAUGUGUGGGUACAGUUGGCUGUGAGUCUGGAGACUGAAAGGCUAACAUUUUUUGUUGACUGCCAAGAAGCUGUGGUUCUACCAAUAAAAGCUGAAGAAAAACUCAACCUGAAGCUGCCUCAAGAUGCUGUUGUCACUCUUGCCAGCACCCCAGGAAGGAAAGACAGUAAAUUUAGUGGGUACUUCAAGGUGGCAGAGAUAUCAAUAAGAGCGUAUCACAGGCGUCCAUGGCUCUGUGACAAUGUUACAGACGCUCAUCCUCCACCUCAGUACGCUAACACUCAUAGCUCAGAUUCUUGGACUGACAGCAGUCCAAUGAUCCAGCAGGAUGCAGCUCCCAGUAAACCUCAAGCAAACCAAAGGUCAGCAGCCCAAACCCACUAUUAUCCCCAUGACAUCCAGAGUGACCAGCUGCAGAGAGGUGUAGUGCUGGGGCCCCCAGGAUCUCCUCAAGGGGUAAAGUCUGUUUCACAGGCACAGAAAGAUGACAGGCUGAGGAAGCUGGAGAGGAGGCUUGAAGAGCUGGCUCUAAUGCUGGACAUGGUCAAAACGCAGAAUGCAGAUCUACAGUCUCGUGUGCAGUACCUGGAGGAAUGUGAAUGUGUGAGACGCCGGUGUGAGUGGGAGGGGCGUGAAGUCGAGGAUGGUCAAAGCUGGCAAACUGACCUAAACACUGUUUGUACAUGCAAAUCUGGAGAGGUCACAUGCCAAGCUACUAUCAAAGGGUGUGAUCUGGAUGGUAAAAUUCAUAAUGUGUCCCACAGCCCUCUAGAUGGCUGCCAGACAUGUACAUGUAAGGGGGGGAACAGGGAAUGCGCUCCCCUCCCCUGCCCUGCUUCAGAAGGAGGCUGCUCCCAGCGAUGCAGAGGCUGUGUCUAUUCUGGUGUUAAGUACGAACACGGAGCCGAGUGGAGGCCAGUAGAGAAUCCUUGUGAUGUCUGCUCCUGUUUGGAGGGUCAAGUGCGCUGUGAGAGGGAGAAGUGCAACACUCCAUGUAAAAACCCAGCUGCUCCUCCACCCAAUACAUGCUGUCCACUUUGUCAAGGAUGUGGUGUGAAUGGUCAUGACUUUCCUAAUGGAGCUUUGAUCCCCACUGGUGACCAGUGUCAGGAGUGUACAUGUGUGAAUGGAAAUGUGGUUUGUUCACCCCUUCCUUGUCCUGACUUGUCUUGUCGAGCCCCUGUGCAUCGAGCUGGAGACUGUUGCCCAAGGUGUGAGCAGUGUGAAUAUGAGUCAAAAGUGUAUGUGGAUGGACAAAAGUUCCCCUCCAGGACAGACCCCUGCCUCCACUGCCGCUGCUCUGCAGGCGAAGUGUCUUGUGAGCAUUUCGAUUCAUCUUGCCCCACACCACGUUGCAGCCAUCCAGCUAAACGCAAAGGAGAGUGUUGUCCCACAUGUGACGCCUGUGAGUAUGACAGGAGGGUGUAUGCUGAUGGGAAAGUGUUCAACCCUGCUGGAAGUGGACCCUGCCUGCAGUGCAGGUGUAAGGGUGGAACUGUUAUCUGCCGUGAAGAGAAAUGCCCCCCUGCUCAAUGCCCCAACCCAAUUAUAGAUCCACAUCUCUGCUGUCCAAUUUGUAAAGUUUGUGUGUUGGAGGGGGUGGAAUAUGAAGACGGCGCUAACUGGCAACCUGAGGGUCCCUGCUCCAGAUGCACCUGUUUGAACGGAGAGACUGUGUGCACACACACACAGUGCCCCCCCACAGAGUGCCUGCAUCCCACCAAGUUGGCUGGCUCCUGUUGUGCUGUGUGUGAAAGCUGCACCUAUAACCACCGUAUCUAUAGCAACGGCCAGAGGUUUGCAAGCCCUGACCAGCCCUGUCGCAUCUGCACCUGUCAGCAUGGCAGUGUGGAGUGUGAAAGGAGGCCCUGUCCUCCUCUUAACUGCUCCAACUCAUACACACCGCCUGGAGAGUGCUGCCCCAAAUGUCCAGACUGCUCAUUUGAAAACCGCGUCUUUGUGGAUGGAGAGGCUUUCCCUAACCCAGUGAGUGUGUGUGAGGAGUGUAAGUGUGUGAGCGGCACAAUCGACUGUCACCACACACAGUGUCCUCAUCCUCACUGUAACGCACCUCUGCCUGGAACAUGCUGUCAGAACAACUGCAAUGGCUGCAGCUAUGCUGGAAAAGAGUAUCCCAACGGACAGGAGUUUCCACAUCCCACUGACUCGUGCAGGACAUGCAACUGUCUAAAUGGUAACGUCCAGUGUCUGAUGAGGAGGUGUCCACCGCUGCCGUGUUCCAACCCAAAUGUGCUGCCUGGAGACUGCUGCCCUCAGUGUCCAGCUCCUCCAUCCGACUGCGUGUAUGAACAUCGACCCUACAGACACACUGAGCGUUUCUACCACCCGACUGACAGCUGUCGAUCAUGUGUCUGCACAGACGGGAGUGUUCACUGUCAACGAAAGCCCUGCACCUUCGCUUCAUGCUCUCACCCCAUCACGCAGGAGUGCUGCCGGACAUGUGAAGGCUGCCUCUAUGACAGUAGAGAGCGAGCUAAUGGAGAUACUUGGGAUGAUCCGUCAGACUCAUGUGCUGCGUGUGCUUGUCGUGAGGGCUCUGUGCGAUGUGAGAGGAAGCGCUGUCCUCCAGUAAACUGCAAACACCCUGUGCAGAGGCAGUGCUGCAUGUCUUGCGAUGGCUGCAUGUUUCAUGGUAAAGAAUAUCCUGAUGGCACAGAGUUUGGUGAUGACAAAGACCCCUGUAGUGUGUGUUAUUGUUACGGAGGGGAGGUUGUCUGCACAAAGAUACCCUGUUAUGGAGACUGCAGCCAUCCUUACAAACCACCUGGACAAUGCUGUGGAGAAUGUGAACGCUGCUUCUAUAACAACGCAGUCCUCACAAAUGGGCAGUCAGUCCGUGACCCAGGAAACCUCUGCUCAGAAUGUACCUGCCAGAGUGGCUCAGUGCGAUGCGUGAGGAAGUCAUGUCCAGCAGCCCUCUGCCCUCACCCUGUCACCAAUGCCUGCGGCUGCUCCAUCUGUGAAGGUUGUCGAUUCCAAGGUGUGACCUAUGUUGAUGGACAGACGGUCUCAGGAGGAGAGGGUGGAUGCCAGGACUGCACAUGCUCAAGAGGAGAAGUGGUGUGUGCAAAGCGAAGAUGUCCCACUGUAUCAUGCUCACACCCUGCACUCGAUGGUUGCACAUGUGGAGUGUGUGACGGAUGCAACUUUAACGGACGAGGCUGUUUUAACGGAGAGCGCUUCCCACACCCAACAGACCGCUGCCAGCUUUGCUCCUGUCUGAAUGGUGGUGUGGUGUGUACACGUGCGUCUUGUCCCAGUGUGUCCUGUGUGCGUCCAGUGACCCUGCCUGGUGAGUGCUGUCCUGUCUGCACAGGGAUUUGUCAUCAUCAAGGGAGAGAAUAUCAAUCAGGCUCAUCCUUCACAUCACCGUCUGAUCCGUGCUCAUCAUGCUCCUGUCUGAAUGAAGUUGUGAACUGUCAGAGGAGACCUUGUCCAGUCCAGUGCUCCCAUCCAGUCCCUUCAGAUUCCUGCUGCCCCGUCUGUGACUCCUGCCUGUACGAGGGUGUCGUCCACUCUCACAGUCACACCUUCAAAUCCUCCUCCAACCCCUGCCGGCGCUGCACCUGUGUCAGAGGCACAGUCACCUGUGUGCCCCUGGUCUGCCCUCCAACUUCCUGCUUUCGACCAGUUACCAAACCAGGACAGUGCUGCCCUGAGUGCACAGUGUGUACACUUGCAGGACAGGAGUUCAGUGACGGGCAGACAUGGACCCUGAGCUCAAAUCACUGCUCCACCUGCACUUGCCAGGCAGGUGAGGUGCAGUGUGUAUCUCCUCAGUGUCCCAAACUGCCUUGCAUGCAUCAGGUGACUGAUCCAGGAGCCUGCUGUCCUCGCUGCAGAGGUUGCAUGUAUGGAGGAGAGGAGCAUACUGAGGGCAGCAGCUGGUUUGCAGACUCCACCCCAUGUAUGACGUGCAUGUGUGUCGACGGAGUGACCACCUGCUCUGAGGUGCGCUGUUUGUCUCCCUGCAUGAACUUCAUCGAUGUGCCUGGGGAGUGUUGCCCUGUCUGUGCUGACUGUGUAUUUGAGGGCCAAGUGUAUGGACCAGGUGACAGCUUCCAUCCAGCUGGUGACCCCUGUCAGAUCUGCACAUGUGAGGUGAUGCCAGAUGGAGAGCAGCACCUGAGGUGUUACAGAAAACAGUGUCCAAGUCUGGUCGACUGUCCCAAGAGCAACAUCUUGUUCUCGGGACCUGACUCCUGCUGUCCUGUCUGUGCACAGCCUCUCAGUAACUGCACCGCUGCACUGAUCGGCAAUGAAGUCUUGGCGACUGAUGAUCCUUGUUUUACCUGCCAGUGCAUGGACCUGACAUGGACCUGCUUACACCAGAACUGCCCCCCAAUCACUUGCCCUUUUAAUGAACAGUUCACCCCUCCAGACUCGUGCUGCCCUGUGUGUAAAGAUUGUGUGAUUGAGGGCCAAAACAGACGUGUGAUCAACGGCAGCAGAUGGACAGACAGUGAUGACGACUGUGUCACGUGUACUUGUAAUCUGGGUUACAUUGAGUGCAGCAUUGAAGAAUGUCUCCCUGCUGUCUGCCUGAAUGGACAGAAACAAGUGAAAAUUCAAGGGAAAUGCUGCCACGAAUGCCAAGAUUCAGGGGUGUCGUGUUUGCACCAGGGGACGGUGUAUCACUCUAAUGAACAGUGGGAUGUGGAUGAGUGCACCAGCUGCACGUGUGUGUCUGGAGAUGUGCACUGUUUCAGUGAACGCUGCCCUCCUCUCACCUGUGCAACAGACGAGAUGCCAGCCAUCGUCCCUGGUUUGUGUUGUCCUCAUUGCCUUCCUCGUCCAGCAACCUGCAUUGCCUUCGGGGACCCUCAUUAUCACACCUUCGAUGGCCGCAUGCUCCACUUCCAGGGAGCGUGCACCUACGUCCUGGCGCAGGACUGCAAGGGUGGGGACUUCAGUAUUCAUGCCACUAAUGAAGAUCGAGGGCGGAAAGGCGUGUCCUGGACUAAAGAGGUGACUGUGUUUAUUGGAGACAUCACAGUGCAGCUACUGCAGGACUGGGUUGUGAAGGUGAAUGACAAGGUUGUGACUUUGCCGUUCCUCAGAGAACCAUACAUCUAUGUAGAACGACAAACCAACACCAUCCUACUGAACACUAACAUUGGACUAAAGGUGCAGUGGAGCGGCCGUUCACAUCUAGAAGUGAGUGUGCCCGGCUCCUAUAAGGGCCACACCUGUGGGCUGUGUGGAAAUUUCAACAACUACUACCAGGAUGAUCUCAAGAUGCCCAGUGGACGAAUCAGCCUAUCAGAGUCUGACUUUGGAAACAGCUGGAGGGUAAAAAAUGGAAGCCAUUCCCUCUCAUCCUGUCGUCCCGGUGAAGAUGUAGAUCCCUGCAAAGAUGCGGGAUACCAGGCCAAGAAGAGUGCUAACGCUCGCUGCAAGGUACUAAAGUCUGCUGUGUUUAAGCCCUGCCAUCGUGUGGUGCCACCUGAGCCCUGGUACGGAGCCUGUGUGUAUGACCUCUGUGCCUGCGGGGCAAACACUGACGAGUGUCUGUGUGAUGCGCUGGAGGCCUACGCCAGUCAGUGCAGAGAGGCUGGAGUUGUCCUGCAGUGGAGGAGCCCAUCACUAUGUGCUGUGGGCUGUCCAGUGGAGAGGGGCUUUGUGUUUGAUGAGUGCGGACCCCCAUGUCCAGUGACCUGCUUCAAUGUCAACGUACCACUGGGGGUGAUAGAGAGCCACUGCUUCAAACCUUGUGUGCCGGGCUGCCAGUGUCCUGCUGGUCUGGUUCUUCAUGACAGCCACUGUAUACAGCCGGACAAGUGCCCCAAGAUCAUUCAUGAUAAAUCCUCAUGAAGCUGCUUCAGUGGACACUUACCUGUGCACACACACAAAUGCACUAAUAAUCUUCAGUAGACUCAAGGACUGCAUAUGCAUCCUGUUACUGUACACCCCAGUUUUAAAAAAGACAUAUCUCAACAGAUGAACCUCCAUGACCUGUGGAUUUAACAAACUGACUGAAGUGAAAGUCUACAAUUUACUGUUUGUAUACACAUUUUCAUUCUGUGAUAUGUAGCACUGAAUAUUUAUACUACACAGGGGUUUGUUGUUUUGAUGUUAUUGGUAUCAUUUCAUGUGUAUUUUACACGUUAAUAAGACAUUGUCCACAGUUUUUUCAAUACGUUAACAGUAUUAUGUAUUAUCAAAGCAUUGUUUUACUGUACAGGUCAAUUUCAGCACUGUGAUGACUGACUGUGGUGAUAUACAGUGAGCCACAUAAUCUCAGGUUCUCUUUAUUGUCUUUGUUCUACAAUAUAAAAAUAAAGUUUACCUUAAUA
Molecule: messenger RNA, 7200 nt
Organism: Notolabrus celidotus (New Zealand spotty)
Lineage: Eukaryota; Metazoa; Chordata; Actinopteri; Labriformes; Labridae
Gene: kcp
Product: kielin cysteine rich BMP regulator
Exons: 46
Coding region: 431-6718 (2095 amino acids)
Molecular function (GO): protein binding
Source: RefSeq, a predicted model, not a curated record